This is a messenger RNA of Drechmeria coniospora, 978 nucleotides long. RefSeq lists its product as uncharacterized. Bases 1 to 978 code for a protein of 325 amino acids. The transcript has a single exon. Lineage: Eukaryota; Fungi; Ascomycota; Sordariomycetes; Hypocreales; Ophiocordycipitaceae. The record is from RefSeq and is a predicted model, not a curated record.
AUGCCGUCGCUCGAGACGACCGUUCACCCACGGCAGCUCAUGCCUAAUGGGUACGGAUAUCUCAAGAAAGGCGACCCGUUCAUGACGGCCCUCUGCCGCCGCAAAACGCAUGCAUCUAGGAAGGCUCUAUACGUCGUUGCUGUCGGCGGGAGGACCCUCGGCCUUCGAGCCCCAAUUUCCAUUCUCGCGGCUGUCCACAAGGAGGAGCGUCAGAGCAGGGCCAGGAGACAUGCCGAGCUUCGGAGACGCGACGGCAUCGUGGAAGACGAGUUCAGGGCGGCGAUUACGAGGCUAUUCCCCAGAGUACCUCGCGCAGAUGUCGCUGACAUCCUCAAGCGAGCGUUGCGGAAACACAGUGGGCGCGUUGGAAGGACGGGCAAGCUGUCCCUCGACGAAAAGGUUCGCCUCGCCGUGACAGCACACAUCCGGCACUGCCACACAGCGUACGACACUGUCAUCAAGGGCGGGGACAGAGCCAGCGCAAGACAGGCCGUCUCUGGGGAUAUCUCGGCAAUCAUGCGAGAUUGGGGGUGGCAGAACGACGGCAGGCUCGGCUCGAAACGGGGACACAGUGGACGCCUCGGGCGGAACAUCGACGACGGCGGCAAGCCAGGACCAAGGAGACUUGAACCGGCAAAUGGAAAGAAGGUGGGGACUACGAAGCAGGCUGGACGACCGACUUCUCAAACCCGACCUCCCCAUCUGCCUCGCGAGAACACUGCUGGCCGUCGCGUACUUGGGACGACGGGGGGGGAGAACAAGCGGCGAGGAUUGAGCAUAGAUGAUGCUAUCGAGAUCGACGACUCGAUCGAGGAGUCGGAUACCAACUCAUGGGACGGGGACGAGGACGAAGCCGACGACGGUGACUCGGAUAGUGACUCGGAUAGUGAAUGGGUUGAACCAGAGGAGGAUGCAGAGCAUGGUGUAGAGGGAGGUGUAGAGGAGGAUGCGGACGAGGAUGCAGAUGAUCUUUGGUAG